Messenger RNA from Benincasa hispida (wax gourd), 1466 nucleotides. It is a transcript of the gene NF-YC11, whose product is annotated as nuclear factor Y, subunit C11. Gene Ontology annotation, molecular function: protein heterodimerization activity; RNA polymerase II general transcription initiation factor activity; core promoter sequence-specific DNA binding. The record is from RefSeq and is a predicted model, not a curated record. Lineage: Eukaryota; Viridiplantae; Streptophyta; Magnoliopsida; Cucurbitales; Cucurbitaceae. Gene Ontology annotation, cellular component: nucleus.
AGAGCUAUUUAUGAUAAAAACCCUAAAUUUUCCUGGAUCUGAGAUUGCUUCGAUAGAUUUCUGCGUUGAUUGCCAAUUUGUUCGAAAUGGUAAUCGAAUUCUGGUGAAGUUUUGGCAAUUUUUCGCUGUUGAUUCUUCGCUUUUCAUAUUUUUCAAUCCAUUUGAAUGCCUCGAAUCUGACGCCAUGAGGAAGAAGCUCGAUACCCGCUUUCCUGCUGCUCGAAUAAAAAAGAUAAUGCAAGCAGAUGAGGAUGUUGGAAAGAUAGCACUGGCAGUACCCGUUUUAGUUUCUAAAGCAUUGGAACUGUUCCUGCAAGACCUCUGUGAUCGCACAUAUGAGAUAACUCUACAAAGAGGAGCAAAGACAAUGAACUCAUUACACCUAAAGCACUGUGUACAAAGCUAUAGUGUUUUUGAUUUUCUGAGGGAUAUUGUUAGUCGGGUUCCAGAUUAUGGUCAUGGUCAUUCUGAUGGUGCUGUUGAUGAUAGAAAGAGGAGGAAACCCCUUGGUGAUGAGGGCAACGAUUUUGAUGAGUUGAAGAAGAGCAAGAUGCAUGACAUGAGCCAUGGCAGCACUGGUAGAGGAAGAGGAAGGGGACGAGGACGAGGUCGUGGGCGACCUGCACGAACAGCCGAGAGGGACAACUUCCAACCUAACCUUGACGUUGACCCUUGCACAUCUAUAGAGAACAGGAACAAGAACUCCAACCCAGAUGUGCACAUGGAGCAUCACGUCGAGCCUAACGAAACACCAAAAGAAAUAGGUGAAGCCAAUCAAGCUAUCCAAAACUUUGACCUUAAUGCUGAUGUCAAUGCCAGCGAGGACUCCAAGACUGUAGCAGCAGCAGCAGCAGUGUCAGAAGCGCCUGUCGAACCAGCUGUGCCUGCUACUACCGAGUCCGAGACCAAGGCAGCUGAUGAAUUCCCUGCCUGGCCUCUUUCUGAUGUGGACAAAAUGGCAAUCGACCCUCUCCAGUAUGCACAUCUCAGCUCAAGAGUAGACGAGGAAGAGGAAGAUUAUGAUGAAGAGGAGUAACCUGGUUGACCAACCGGCUAGCCGGCCGGCUGGCCUUAAAUGUGCUGAGAAACAUCUGUUACUUGAAGCAAGCUACAUAGGAAGGAGGUGGUCAGGUCUUAAGUAGGCAAAGAAAAUAAGAAUCGGAGAUUGGAGUUCAAUCUGUCAUAAUGUCCUACCAUGUAGUUAUCGUUUUCUGAUAUUUUUUUCUUUUUUAAUGUUCUAAGUAAAUGAUUUCUCGAUCUAACAUUAGGACCGUAGCUGUUGAAAAGUAAUAGCUUGUUCAUUAUGUAAUCCAUGUGAAGAGUGUUAACCUUUGGGGAGAGGGUAGGGCUGUACUUUUUUUUUUUUUUUUUUUCUCUCUCUCUUUAUUGGGAGCUGAAAUAUGCAUGUCAAUUGUCAAACCCUAAUUAAUUUACUUAAGAUAACAGUAUUUUAGUUGGGAUUCCAA